Molecule: messenger RNA, 2688 nt
Organism: Drosophila subpulchrella
Lineage: Eukaryota; Metazoa; Arthropoda; Insecta; Diptera; Drosophilidae
Product: endoplasmic reticulum metallopeptidase 1
Exons: 12
Coding region: 64-2688 (874 amino acids)
Biological process (GO): proteolysis
Molecular function (GO): metalloexopeptidase activity
Source: RefSeq, a predicted model, not a curated record
GCGUCGAGAGUCGUGGAAGGUGCUCUUGCUUGGACGGAUCUCGAAUCUCUUGGAAGUCAAAAAAUGGGCGCCACAAAGGACGGCAAGACUCUUUUGGGGUCCGAGAACCUGAUCAUCGAGAUUGACGGGCAAAAGAUACGAUCAAAGCAGUUUCCCUGGUACUUUGCCCCCACCUAUCUUCUAUUCUGGGUGGCGCUCUUUUUUGCCGUCAUCUACCCACUCUUCCAAGCUCUGCCCACAGGGAUUAAGAGAUCCGAGGAGACGGAUAAGCCGGGACAAUUCGUGGCCGAAAGAGCUCAGGAAAUACUGCUGAAAAUAAGUCAAAUAGGACCUCGAGUGGUAGGCGAUGUUAGCAAUGAAGUCACCGUUGUGAAUUUGCUGCUCGAAGAAAUCGAAAAAGUUCGUCAGGUAUUGCGUGACGAUGUGUAUGAAAUGGAGGUAGAAGUGCAACGGGCAUCCGGUUCGUAUUUGAUUAAGGGCCUUACAAAUCACUAUCAGGGUGUGCAGAAUGUGAUCGUUAGACUGAGUACAAGGAGUUCUAAUAGCACCUCUUACCUUCUGGUCAACAGUCAUUAUGACACCAAGCCGGGAUCACCAGGAGCCGGUGAUGAUGCUGCCAUGGUUGUCGUAAUGCUAGAGGUGCUGCGACAGGUGGCCAUUUCAGGGGAUCCCUUCCUGCAUCCCAUUAUAUUCUUAUUUAAUGGUGCUGAAGAACAGCCAAUGCAGGGUUCUCAUGGCUUUGUCACUCAGCAUAGAUGGGCUGCCAACUGCAAGGCACUUCUUAACCUGGAUUCUGCCGGUGCUGGUGGACGCGAUCUGUUAUUCCAGGGCGGUCCCAAUCAUCCCUGGCUGAUGGAGCAUUACAGAAACAGUGCCCCACACCCAUUCGCCACCACCACGGCGGAGGAGAUGUUCGAGGCGGGCAUCAUACCAUCGGAUACCGAUUUUCGAAUCUUUCGGGACUUUGGAGUGAUACCAGGUUUGGACAUGGCUGGCGUCUACAAUGGUUUCGUCUAUCACACAAAAUUCGAUCGAUACACGGUGAUAAGCCGCGAUUCCCUGCAGAAUUCCGGCGACAACUUGUUGGCCCUGGUGUGGAGUAUUUCAAAUGCUGACGAAAUGUAUAACACUGAGGCUCACGCUUCGGGACAUGCUGUGUUUUUUGACUUUAUUGGACUGUUUUUUGUUCACUACCAGGAGUCGACUAGUCUGGCCCUGAAUCUCUCCUUUUCCUUUGGGGCUAUAUUCCUGGUCUGCGUUUCAUUGUGGCGCAUGUCUAAGGUUACGGGUGAAACCAUGGGCACCUAUGCCGGGGCCUUUGGACUUCUAUUCCUUCUGGCCCUUGCGGGUGUACUACUUGCCUUGGGUUUCCCUCUGCUAAUGGCCACAUUCUAUGAUGUGGGAAAUCGAACUUUGACUUACUUUAGCAACAGUUGGCUGGUCAUUGGCCUGUACAUUUGCCCCUCGGUAAUUGGCCUCGUUCUGCCGAUGACUCUCUAUCUGACCCAUAAGAAAAGUAACAAGAUCCCCCACACUUACUACUUGCAUAUAGUGGGACAUGCCAACUGCGUUCUUCUGGCCAUCUUGUGUUUGGGCGCAACUGCCCUCAAGUAUCGUAGUGCUUACCUCUUCCUGAUCUCUCUAAUAUUCUACGUUUGUGCUUUGAUUAUUAAUCUGUUGACCCGUCUUCACUGUCGCGGCUACUUGUGGUCCCUGGUGCUGAUUGUUUUCCAGAUCAUACCCUUCAUAUACCACGCCUAUUUGUUCCACAUGUUCAUACUUAUUCUCAUUCCGAUGACCGGUCGCUUUGGGGUCUCCACAAAUCCGGAUCUACUGAUUGCCGCUCUCUGUGCUUUUGGCACAAUACUGGCCUUGUCCUUUGCGGCUCCCCUUAUCAACAUUUUCCGACGACCCAAUUGCAUGCUGGGAGGUUUGGCCCUGGUCAUGUUUAUUUUCUGCAUGAUAACCAUCUCGGAUGUGGGAUUCCCCUACCGCCCAAAAACGAAUGUGAUGCGUGCGGACUUUAUGCAAGUGCAUCGCAAAUUCUUCGAGUAUGAUGGUUCCAUGAGCCUGGAGGACUCUGGCUACUACUUCCACCUGGGGGAUCGUAAUAAGGAGGCCCCUCUACGGGACUACAUGAAUCUGACCGACUUAGUUCUCCUUGGUGAGGACUGCGACUCGGAAUUAAUGUGCGGUAUUCCCUGCUACCGAUAUUGUUCUGCCCGAAAGCAUGCUCUGUGGCUUGCCCGAGAGGAUCUGGUGGAACUGCCGUAUCCCACUGUUUUGGAGUUCCUCAACAAGACAGUUCUUCCCGGGGGCUAUCAGGUGCGUUUUGAGUUCCGGCUGACUGGACCCCCCAACAUGGGUCUGUUCUUCAUGCCCUUGGAUGGCGUAAGAUUGCUUCGAUGGACGUUUGCCCCUGGAAUGUUGGACAGCCCGGCCACCUACAGACCUCCCUUGGAGGUCAUGAUAACAUACGGGAUUGAUAGCACACCCGUCGAGUUCUUCGUGGAAUUUUCGAAGGACAAUGGCAAUUUUGAUGAGCCCGUCUUCGAGAUGGGCGUGUCCGGGCAUUAUGUCAGUCCCCAUGACCAACGGGAUGCGCUGAGCGAAGAGUUCCUGGCCACACUUCCGGACUUUGCCUUCUCCAUGGAGUGGCCCAGUAGCUACGAACGCCAUAUAUUCUAA